UCCCCGGAGCUAGCAUGCGUGCUAGUCAGUUUUGUUCUCUCGUUUUAUCUUAAUCAGUGUUCAUUCUCGCUAUGUCCGGAGGAACGAACCUUGAGUUUCCCGGGACAAGUCAGACCAGCUCCGGGUUCGCCGCGCAUCGCAAAAAAGACAGCAGUCCGUCAGCCUGGUUCUGGGAGAGUCCUGACACUUUAGCUCAGCUGGAGAUAGUGCGCCAGUGGAUCGGGAAGCACUACAAAAAGUGUGUGUUGGUGGAUGCUCCAUCAUGUCAGGCACUGGCUGCUGUGACGCUGCAACUCCUCCAGUUUCAAGAGGAUGCUUUUGGCAGACGAGUUCCAAAUCCUGCCCGCAACAAACUACCCACGCAGUGUUUCAUGGACCUGCGGCCAGGGGCUGGACUCUGUCACAUUCUCGGUUCUGCUUACAAGUUCAAAGUUGAGCAAGGCUGGCGAAGAUUUGACUUGCAAAAUCCAUCAAGGACUGAAAGGAAUGUUGAAAUGUUUGAUGUGAUUGAAAGAACAUUAUUACAGCACAGCUGUAUGUCACAUCCGGUGGUUUAUCUGGACCCUUCACUGGAUCAGGAGCUGGCUAGCAGAAUUAGUGGUGUCGUUACAAAGCACCAGGGUACACUUAGUGUGGGCAGAGACCUGGCCAGUCACCACAUAUAUCCAUUCCCCUCAUCCACAGACGAAGAUGAAUGGAUUCGGCCUGUCAUGCGAAAACAAAGCCAUAUCCUGGUACAUUGGGGCAUGCACCCUGACAGUUAUGACACCUGGUUGCCCUCAAAUGAUAUCGAUGGAGAUGUUGAGGACCCCCCUCAUCCAGAGAAACCGUGGAGGGUCCACGCUGGCUAUGUUCUGGACACAGAUGUUUUCAAUGAGUGGAUGAACGAGGAAGACUAUUGUGUGAAUGAAGGGAACGUGUCUCUUAUUCUUCGACAGCGCAUACAACUACGAGAAGAACAGGACACUAAGUCCACUCCCUUCAAAAAGAGAAGACGCUCUCCAUCUCCCCUGUCCUCUGAAGCUAGGAAGAAAGGAAAGAAGGGGAGGCGACGUGGACAGCAGGAGGAAGAGCCAGAGGAGGACUUGACCAAAGAUAUGGAGGACCCCACUCCUGUUCCUAACAUGGAGGAGAUUGUAUUACCCAAGAUUGUCAACUUCAAAAAAGACAGUGAGAAUACGCCUGUCAAAGGUGGUAUCAUGGCUGACCUGGAUGACCAGGAAGACGAUUUUCCGGGAAGGGAUGAUGAGGAGGGAAGAGUGGAGAUUCCUCGCCUAUUAGAGGGAGAGGACAACAUCACUGAACAAACCCAUCACAUCAUAAUACCAAGUUACACAUCUUGGUUCAAUAACAACAGCAUCCACUCAAUCGAGAAACGCGCCCUCCCUGAAUUCUUCAAUGGAAAGAACAAGUCAAAAUCACCCGAAGUCUACCUGGCCUACCGUAAUUUCAUGAUUGACACGUAUCGGCUCAACCCCCAAGAAUACCUCAGUUCAACAUCCUGCAGGCGGAAUCUUACUGGAGAUGUUUGUUCCAUCAUGAGGGUGCAUGCGUUUUUGGAGCAGUGGGGUUUGAUUAACUACCAGGUGGACGCAGAGAGCAGACCGCUCCCCAUGGGACCCCCACCCACUCCUCAUUUCAAUGUUUUAGCAGACACACCCAGUGGGCUGGCCCCCUUACAACACAAACCACUGCAGGUGACAGCAUCGCAGCACAUGUUGUGCUUCCCUGAAAAGAGCCGAGAGAAGCCUUCAGAUUGCCAGAAUUUCGGCUUGCGCAUGGAUGUUUAUGCCAAGAAACACCCAAAGACAAAGGGAGCUUGUGCAGGACGGGAAUGGACAGAGCAAGAGACGCUUUUGUUAUUAGAGGCCUUGGAGGUCUAUAGAGAUGACUGGAAUAAAGUAUCUGAGCAUGUGGGCUCCAGAACGCAGGAUGACUGCAUCCUCCACUUCCUCCGUCUACCCAUAGAAGACCCGUAUCUCGAGGAUUCGUCCGCCUCCCUCGGCCCGCUGGCAUACCAGCCUGUGCCCUUCAGCCAAUCCGAAAACCCUGUGAUGAGCACUGUGGCCUUCCUGGCCUCGGUCGUGGAUCCACGGGUCGCGUCAGCCGCUGCGAAGGCUGCACUGGAGGAAUUUUCACAAGUCCAGGAAGAGUCUUUAAAUGGAAUAACCUGCAACCAGCUGAAACUAACCGACUCAAUGGAUGCUUCAGAAAUGCAGAUAAACACCAGUUCCCAUCAGGUUGCUGUCAAUGCUGAUGGGCUCCUGGUUGAAUCAAUAGUGCCAAAAGUGGAAGGAGAAAUCCUCAAAAGAGAGAAUGCAGAUGAAAGCGAAAGGAUUCAUAUCGGCACAGGUAAUGAGGACGAUGGCAUGCAGCGUCAGGAGGGAGAAGGAGAUGAGGGGAGAGCAGUGAUGGAGCUAGAUCUUGUAGAGAGCACUGUUACCACGGCAGCAGCAGCUGCUUUGGCCUCUGCUGCGACAAAAGCCAAGCAUUUGGCAGCAGUGGAGGAGAGAAAGAUCAAGUCUCUGGUUGCUUUGCUGGUGGAGACUCAAAUGAAGAAGCUUGAGAUCAAAUUGAGGCACUUUGAAGAGCUGGAGACCAUCAUGGACCGUGAGAAAGAGGCUUUGGAGCAGCAGCGGCAACAGCUUCUUGCAGAGAGGCAGACCUUCCAUACGGAGCAGCUCAAACAGGCAGAGUUGAAGCUUCAGCAGCAGAGCCAGCCAGGCUUCCCAACGCAGCAUUCAGGUCAGUCCAUGACCAACCAGAUCGCUCCCAGCGGAGGACAAAUGCAGGCGAUGGCCCCCCGCCACACCGGAGCACCCAAUGGCAUGUAUCCGUCCUCGCAGCCCGAAGGCAUGACGGCAGCUCAGCCCGGUCUUCCGGCGUCUAGUCACAGCUGAACGCAGUCCGUUAAACUUGAUACAAAUAAUAUUUGCUUGGUUAAAAGAUGACAGCAUUGAUGGUCAAACCUUAUCCAGUAGUCCCAUUCGUAGACUGGAUGCUGUGUGUGUGUGUGUGUGUGCGUGCGUGUAUUUGCUGAGUGGCUCAUACAGUCGAGUUCAAAGCAUUAAGUCUGUGAAAUAUUUGUGUUUACGAGUUGAGGAAUCUUCAGAUUUAUCUCAGUUCAUUAAAGUUGUUUUUCUAAGUUA
Phycodurus eques (leafy seadragon) is the source of this 3149-nucleotide messenger RNA. It is a transcript of the gene smarcc1b, whose product is annotated as SWI/SNF related, matrix associated, actin dependent regulator of chromatin, subfamily c, member 1b. The transcript is spliced from 28 exons. NCBI's taxonomy places the organism in Eukaryota, Metazoa, Chordata, Actinopteri, Syngnathiformes, Syngnathidae. Bases 72 to 2900 code for a protein of 942 amino acids. The record is from RefSeq and is a predicted model, not a curated record. Gene Ontology annotation, cellular component: npBAF complex; SWI/SNF complex; nBAF complex. Gene Ontology annotation, molecular function: nucleosomal DNA binding; histone binding. Gene Ontology annotation, biological process: positive regulation of DNA-templated transcription.